Girardinichthys multiradiatus is the source of this 1791-nucleotide messenger RNA. RefSeq names its product Nedd4 family interacting protein 1 (gene ndfip1). Gene Ontology annotation, molecular function: WW domain binding. Gene Ontology annotation, biological process: metal ion transport; vacuolar transport; ubiquitin-dependent protein catabolic process. The coding region runs from base 160 to 819 and encodes 219 amino acids. The transcript has 8 exons. Gene Ontology annotation, cellular component: perinuclear region of cytoplasm; endoplasmic reticulum; Golgi apparatus. The record is from RefSeq and is a predicted model, not a curated record. Lineage: Eukaryota; Metazoa; Chordata; Actinopteri; Cyprinodontiformes; Goodeidae.
GAACCGUUCUCAGCUCUAAGGAGGAAGGAAGGAGAUGGCCGACUAGGACGAGGAAAUCUCGCAUUUCUGAUUCUCCGUGGGCAGGAUUCGUUUUAACCCAGGGUUAUUUUCACAGUCUGAAGUCGGAGGGGGACGUUUGAAAUAUUUAGCUCAUCUUCCAUGAUGGCAGAACAAAACAGUAACGUCAGAUAUCAGGAGCUGGUGAAUGCGGAGGAGCCGGCCCAGCCUUCCCAGGAGAGCCCUGGCCAGGAUGCACCACCACCCUACAGCAGCAUUGCUGCAGCUAAUGCAGCUUUCUUUGAAUACAAGGAAGAUGGAGGAAGAUUCCCCAACCCGCCGUCGUACAACGUUGCCACCACUUUACCCUCCUACGAUGAGGCUGAGAGAAGCAAAGCAGAGGCUGCCGUCCCCCUGGUCGCUGGAAGAGUCUCGGAAGAAGACUUUGUGGCCAGAGAUGACUUUGAGGACGCUGACCAGCUGCGGAUAGGAAACGACGGCAUCUUCAUGCUCACUUUCUUCAUGGCAUUCCUCUUCAACUGGAUCGGCUUCUUUUUGUCGUUCUGUUUGACCACGUCAGCGGCCGGUCGAUACGGAGCCAUCUCUGGCUUCGGCCUGUCCCUCAUCAAAUGGGUUCUCAUCGUCAGGUUUUCUACCUACUUCCCCGGAUACUUUGAUGGACAGUACUGGCUGUGGUGGGUGUUCCUGGCUCUGGGUUUCAUGCUGUUUAUCAGGGGCUUUGUUAACUACUCCAGAGUGCGCAAACUGGUUGACCCUGCUUACACCAACCUUCCCAGAACAAGGGUGCUUUUCAUCUAUUAGAGCAGCUGAAAGUUGGGGGAGAGAAGACGAGGCAAAAAGGUGUCACAUAAGGAGACUUUACCGGAAAUCAGCCUGACAACGUCUAGACGAAGACAACCUCAAGAUGGUAACAUAUUCAGGAAAUGUAUCUAUAUCGUGUUUUCUUUUGUUUAGCCAUUUUAUUAAUAGAACAUGGUAAGCAGUAAUAGUCCCCUUUAGGUAUUCAUUAGUGGCUAAUGUUAAGUGCUCUUUCCAUCUGUCUGUAAUGUAAGAGUAUUGCCUUAUAUCAUUUGAUGGUAGCAUACGAGCAUGCAUCUGCUAAAGCCAGACUCAUGUUGGCAACACUUGAAGCCAACAGGUUUUCUAAUUCCUGCAACACUGUAGCUUGACCACAGCAUGCAGCACACUCUGUAACAUCCACUGAUAUCACUUCAUGGGUCUGUUAGGCUGUCUUAGUCUAAAAUGUCAGAAACAAAUGCUUUGGAUCCAGUUAGACGUUUGUAUUUCAAUCAGCUGUUGGCUUUAAGCUGUGCAGUUCCUUCUUCGACCACAAAGGGGCGAUGUCGUCUUCACAUUUCCAGACAUUUUCAUGAGAGCUAAACAAGGGAACCUGCUUGUAAUUUGCAACCCAAGCAUACCAGAACGACCUCUGUUUGUCAGAGGUUUCUUUUAGUAUUGACUGUGGGUUAAAUCAGGUAAAAUGAUCCAAACCUGGGAGCAGAAUUUAACUUACUAGGAUGCUCUAAAAGAAAUCCAGCCUCUAAUUUCAUUUCACCCAGACAAACAUCCAAAUCUCCGAGCUGCUCCAUUGACACUGUUGAAUUUUGGCAAUGAGGCUGGUCUUUAAGGUCUCAUUUAAAGGUCUGACCUGCUUCUGACUCCUCUGGGAGUUACAAUCUCUGCUGGUGGAAAAGCUCAGACAUAUAGGAAAAUGAAGUCUCUGCUGUCUGGAUUUCAGCUGCUAAUGAUCCAGUUCAAACAGCUGCAUCAAAU